Messenger RNA from Pectinophora gossypiella (pink bollworm), 3059 nucleotides. RefSeq names its product zinc finger protein 260-like. NCBI's taxonomy places the organism in Eukaryota, Metazoa, Arthropoda, Insecta, Lepidoptera, Gelechiidae. Gene Ontology annotation, molecular function: zinc ion binding; RNA polymerase II transcription regulatory region sequence-specific DNA binding; DNA-binding transcription factor activity, RNA polymerase II-specific. The coding region runs from base 139 to 1803 and encodes 554 amino acids. The transcript has 11 exons. The record is from RefSeq and is a predicted model, not a curated record. Gene Ontology annotation, biological process: regulation of transcription by RNA polymerase II. Gene Ontology annotation, cellular component: nucleus.
UUUUCUUUCUUUGCGUUGCGUUUGACAACUGACUGAAAUACUGAAUUGAAUUGACAUUUUGAGUUAACAAUUGUUUUAUUAGAAAUCUAGGGUUUUUUAACACUUUCUUAAUAAAACAUGUAAAUAAAAUAACCAAAAAUGAGCGUGAAGAAAUCCAACGGGCCGGUGUUUGACCCGGGCCUGUGUAGGUGUUGUGGAACGAUGAGAAAGUGUCGUCUUUUGGACGUUGAAUAUGAUGGAAUGGGGCAGAAAGAAAUUUAUUCAGACAUGAUUAUGGACUGCUUUGGAUUACUUAUGUCCUACCUAGACGGUAAGCCGAGUGAGCGACUAAUCUGUGCCAACUGUGUGAAGCGGCUGAGAGAAUCCCUUGCGUUCAGAAAACAAGUCCUGCAGUGUGAGGAGGCCUUCCUGCAGAUGAGGAUGUAUGAUGCUAAGAUUCAAGAGCAAACUUCCCAAGGAGACCAGUCUGUAUAUAGCCCUAAGGUUGAGGUGGAGAUCAUAAAGAUGGAGCCCAACAGCCCUCCGUCGUCACCAGCUAGAGACAUGUUGGACGACUCGCCAAUGGACAGUGAUGCACCAGUGAAGCAAGAGGCUUCACCAAACAAAGCGGAGGACUCCAGCGAUGACGAGCCCCUGCAGACCAUCGCCAUGGUGCGGUCGGCGCCGACGCGGCCGCCGCCCCGGCCCACUGCCAACGGGCUGAGGAGCGCGGCUGUUGUCAAGAAGAAACCUGUAAUCCCAAUGUCGAAACUGCAGCAAAGGAUGCGAGAAAGGGACCCUACGUACAUGACAGAGACGAAUAUCCUCACCAUAGUGGAGUAUUCCUUCGUGUGCCCGUUCAAGUGUCGCCAUAACCACCUCAAGUGUUACUACUGUGGCCACAACGUGUCAGAUCCCACGCUGCUGCGCCUCCACACAGACACCUUCCACCAUCCCAACAAGUUUAAGGUCAUCGAGCACAAGAACAUGAUUAAGGUGGACAUCACCAGAAUCGACUGUAGACUAUGCCCAGCGAAGAUCGCUACUCUAGAUGAGUUCAAACAGCACAUAUCAACGGUACACAAGAAGAAAUAUUACUUCGACUACAAAGACCAGAUCCUGCCGUUCAAACUGACUAAGGAAUCACUAAGAUGCGCCAUUUGUAACGCCGAGUUCCCUUACUUCCACGCGCUGAAUAAACAUAUGAACGCGCAUUUCAGUAACUACGUGUGCGAGACAUGCGGACUGGGGUUCGUAGGCAAGGCUCGGUUCCUGGUGCACCAGCAGCGGCACGAGCAGGCCGACUUCCCCUGCGAGACCUGCGGGAAGGUGUUCAAAGCGCAGUAUAAUAGGGACCUGCACAUAGACCGCGUGCACAAGAAGCGCGGCCGCGUUUACUGCCCCAAGUGUGACGCCAAGCUGAUGUCGUACCACCAGAAACUUAAGCAUCUCGUCGAGGUCCACGGAGAGACACCCAUGUCCUUCCCGUGCCCUAUGUGUGACCGCGUGUUCGACAGCCGCCGCAACUUCACCAUACACACCAGGAAGGAGCAUCUCAAGGAUUACAGAUACGAAUGCCAAUGCUGUGGGCAGAAGUUCUUCACGCGCUUCGCCCUCAACAACCACAUGCCGACACACACAGGGGAGCGCAACUUCAAGUGUAAAGUGUGCGACAAAUCCUACCCACGACUGAAGACCUUGAAGGACCACAUGAGGAUACACACUAAUGAUCGGAGGUACAGAUGUCACAUCUGUGGACAGGCGUUCAUACAAAACUGCAGCCUCAAAGGACACAUGAAGAGCCAGCACCCAGAAUAUGGAUAAAAAAAAUAUCAACAUAACAUAGCAAAGUUUGUAGUAAAAAUGUAUAUAUAACCACUCCUCCAAUUCAAAAAUACCUUUAUUCAGUAGGUAACAUUGUUACUCUUUGAAUCGUCAAUUUUUACAUAACGAACGUCUCAUCCGCCUAAAACUACUGCAGCUUCUCACAACCUGUAUAGCCGGGGAAAAGAAGCUGAAAAUCUAUGUUUGUCUCGUGUAAUAGGGGCGAGGAAAUAGGAUAAUAAAUAGAAAGAAUGAAAGAAAGAAAGAAACAUUGUGACAUGGUAUCAACGUGUAUACAUAUUAGUACUCGUGACCGUAAAGCCAUCGCAAGAUGACCUAAGUACCCACACCUCACCGAGCUUUCUGUUAGACCAUUGUGAUAGGUGGUAAGACGUAUCGCCGUUUAUAAGACACAAAAAUUAUCAUUUCGUCACUGAAAAGGCAAAAUUACGUAAGCGCCAAAAUGCCAUUUCAAGAAAAAGCCGUUUAAAGUAUUUUAAUCGUUUUUUAUCAUUAGUUUUUACCUAAUUAUCCAAUUUAGAUGACGUCAACGUAAGUUUACAUUGUUUUUUCAAUUUCUGUGUCUAGCAAUAGAUAUCAUAAGAUGGACUACUAUUUUAGGAUAUUUUGGCGCUUAUGUAAUUUUGCCUUUCCAGUGACGAUUUUAUUUUGACAGUUCUUGAUUUAGAGCCAGAAAUACCUGUGGUCUAGUUUUACAACUGUCAUAAUAUUAAUAAUAAUAAAAUGAAAUGUUAAAGUCGACAACAACACACACAUACUACAUGGAAUGCAAUAAAUAAUUGAGUAUUGAGUGUAAUUAGUUAGGUCAAAGAUAGAUUAUGAAAUUAUGAUUACUAAAGAAAGACAGAUCAAAGUGACGUAAAACAUUUUCUUUUAUCUAUUUAAUUUAUUUUUGAAUUUUAAUAAAAAAAAUGAAAUAAUAAGUUCGACAUUUUAUAACUUUUUUCUAUGACGUCACAGGUUGCUUUUCCGCAAUGAUUUCAUGUUGUGGCGUUUAGUAAAAAGUAACUGAUUUGACUACUUGAAAACUACCCUGUUGAACUACGAAAAGGCGUAAAUAUGUAAAUGUAACUUAUUUUGUCACAAAAUAAAUCUAGUUAUAAUUAAUCACAAUAAUGUACAUAAAAUUAUUAUGUAAAUUAAUAUUUCUUCAUAGUUUUAAGUAAAAUAAUAAAUUUGAAUAACAAUUAUAAUCACAAAAUACGUUCUCAUUUUAUUAUAUAUUUUUUACAGUA